This is a messenger RNA of Apus apus (common swift), 3626 nucleotides long. It is a transcript of the gene RBM19, whose product is annotated as RNA binding motif protein 19. The transcript has 25 exons. Gene Ontology annotation, molecular function: RNA binding. The record is from RefSeq and is a predicted model, not a curated record. Lineage: Eukaryota; Metazoa; Chordata; Aves; Apodiformes; Apodidae. The coding region runs from base 86 to 2944 and encodes 952 amino acids.
GCGGCGGGAAGAUGGCGGCGCCCGGCUCGCGGGGCGUGCGGCGCUGAGCGCGGCGGGGCCCGGAGGCCUCGGUCCUGUCGCCGACAUGUCGCGGCUUAUCGUGAAGAACCUCCCCAACGGGAUGAAGGAAGAACGUUUUAGGAAGCUCUUUGCUGCCUUUGGCACCCUGACUGAUUGUUCCCUGAAGUUCACCAAGGAAGGAAAGUUCCGGAAAUUUGGCUUCAUUGGUUACAAGUCUGAAGAGGAAGCUCAAACAGCACUGAACCAUUUCAACAGGAGCUUCAUAGACACCUCCAGAGUCACUGUGGAGUUAUGCAAGUCUUUUGGUGACCCUUCCAAACCCAAAGCCUGGAGUAAACACUCUCAGAAGGCCUCAGAAAAACAGCCUGAGAAACCUGUGACCAGCACAGCUCCUGCAGGCACAAAGAAAAACAAAAAGAAGAAAGAUCCAACAGAAAACUUGAAGGAGCUGGAAGAAGAGGAAACAUUCCAGGAGUUCUUGGUGGUUCACCAGAAACGGUCUCAAGUGGCCACUUGGGCUAAUGACACUUUGACAGAGGAGCCCAAGAAGGGCAAAUCCAAGGCAGCAGCUGAUUAUCUCAACUUUGAUUCAGAUGAGUCUGAGGAGCUGAGUGAGGAGGAGGAGGAUGGGAAUGAGCCUUCUGAGUCUGAGGAGAAAGCUCAAGGCAAGAAAGGAGGGAAGAAGGCAGCUACCAGCAAAGACCUCUCAGAUAUGGAUUACCUGAAAUCUAAAGUGGUGAAGGAUUCUUCCUCCUCAUCCAGCACAGAGGAAGAAUCAGAUAGUGAGGAGGUGGAAGAGGAAAGUGAGAGUGAGGAGGAUUCAGGCAUUGCAGAAACUGUGGAUAAAAAGGGGAAGCCAAAAGCCCAGCAAAGACAGCAGGAGACACCAGGGGAGAAGAAGAAAAAAGGAUCCCCACCAAAGAACCAAGGCAGCUCAGCAGAAGCCAGCACACCAUACACAGUGAAGCUUCGUGGUGCCCCCUUGAACAUCACAGAGCAAAAGAUUCGGGAAUUCUUCUUGCCCCUGAAGCCGGUGGCCAUCCGGAUAGGAAAAAGCACCCAGGGGAAGAAUGCAGGUUAUGUCUUUGUUGACUUGAAGAGUGAAGCAGAAAUGCAGAGGGCCUUGAAAAGAAAAAAAGAAUACUUAGGUGGGAGGUGCAUUGAGGUGCUGCCAUGUGGGAAUGGCCCAAAAGAACCUGCUGCACCCAAACCUGCUCACCAGCCGUGGCAGAGAAGGAAGAGGGAUGAUGAGGAAGAAGAGGAUCUGUCUGAAUCAGGGAGACUCUUUGUGAGGAAUCUUCCCUUUACCAGCACUGAGGAAGACUUGGAGAAGAUCUUUUCCAAGUAUGGACCCCUUUCUGAGGUCCAUUUCCCUGUGGACAAACUGACCAAGAAACCCAAAGGAUUUGCUUUCAUCACCUACAUGAUCCCCGAGCACGCCGUGAAGGCCUAUGCAGAAAUGGAUGGGCAGGUGUUCCAGGGCAGAAUGAUGCAUCUCUUACCAUCUACAAUCAGAAAGGAAAAGGUGGAAGAUGCAGAUGGAGAAGAGUCUUCCUCCUACAAGAAGAAGAAAGAGGCCAAGGACAAGGCCAACAGUGGCAGCUCCCACAGCUGGAACACCUUGUUCGUGGGGACCAACGCCGUGGCUGAUGCCAUUGCUCAGAAGUACAAUGCUUCUAAAAGCCAAGUGCUGGAUCAUGAGGGUAAGGACAGUGUGGCAGUGAGAGUUGCCCUGGGAGAGACCGAGCUGGUCCAGGAGAUCCGCCGGUUCCUCAUGGAGAACGGAGUCAGCCUGGAUUCCUUCAGCCAGGCUGCUGGUGAGCGGAGUAAGACAGUGAUCCUGGUGAAGAACCUCCCUGCCAGCACGAGUGUGGAGGAGCUGGAGGACAUCUUUGGGAAGCAUGGCAGCCUGGGCCGGGUGCUGCUGCCCCAAGGAGGCAUCACAGCCAUCGUGGAGUUCCUGGAGCCAGCAGAGGCCAAGCAGGCCUUCACCAGGCUGGCCUACUCCAAGUUUCAUUCAGUGCCUUUGUACCUGGAAUGGGCUCCAAUGGGUGUCUUCUUCAGCCCAGCCCCUCAGCAAAAAAACCCUGAGGAUUCAGAAAAGGAAGGCAGAGCAAGGCCAGUACCUGGUGGUGACACUGACACAGCUAUGAAGGACUCAGAGGAAACAGCAGCACAGGAAGAAGGGGAGGAGGAAGAUGAAGAAGAGGAGGAAGAAGAAAGCAUUCCUGGCUGUACCUUAUUCAUCAAAAACCUCAACUUUGCCACCACAGAAGACACGCUGAGGGAGACGUUCUCCAGAGUGGGAGCUGUGAAGAGCUGCACAAUAUCCAAGAAGAAAGACAAAACAGGCAAUUUGCUCUCCAUGGGCUUUGGGUUUGUGGAGUACAAGAAGCCAGAGAGUGCCCAGAAAGCCCUGCGUCGGCUCCAGGGCUGCUGUGUGGAUGACCAUAAGCUAGAAGUGAAGAUCUCAGAGAGAGCUGUCAGGCCUGCUGUGAAAUCAUCCCGAAAGAAACAAACUGUCAAGAAGCAGAAGACUUCCAAGAUCUUGGUCCGAAACAUCCCAUUCCAGGCCACCCUCAGGGAAAUCAGGGAACUCUUCAGCACCUUUGGGGAGCUGAAGACCGUCCGGCUGCCCAAGAAGAUGGCAGGAACAGGAUCCCACCGUGGCUUUGGGUUUGUGGAUUUCCUCACCAAGCAGGAUGCCAAGAAAGCCUUCAAUGCCCUGUGCCACAGCACACAUUUGUACGGCCGGAGGCUGGUCCUGGAGUGGGCAGACACAGAGGAGACAGUGGAGGCCCUGAGGAGGAAAACAGCAGAUCAUUUCCACGACUCCCCAAAGAAGAGAAAACGAUCAGAGGUUUUGAAUGAAAUCCUGGAACAUCUGGAAGAGGAGGAAAACAACAAAGAGGAGGCCAUCUAGCAGCUGCCUGGCUUUGGCAAGGUCUCUUUUUGAUGGAUGAAGAGGGAGAAGCCACCUCUGGGGCCUCAGCAGCCAGCACACGUGUUGCCAGCAGAGUCCACUCAUCCUGUGACCCUCAGGGCUGAUUUAUGUCCAGGUCUUGGUAUUCCCAGCCUUUUAAACAGACUUGGGAGCAGGAGGAAGAACCCUUGUCUACCAGCAGCUCCUGAACGGCUUCUUAAAUCCAGGCAGGGAUGUGAUUCCUCACAUCUCAGAAACCUCCCAACCUGGUGGCACAGAAACCUGAGGAGAUGGACACUUGCCCUGCUGAGCCCAGGGACUCCAGCAGAACCUGCUCGGAAUGAUCUGAACGAAGAAUUCCCAGCCAUUAAAACCCGAGCAUCUAUUUUAAGACCUUUUCCAAACGGCCUCACAGCUCAGCUUUGUUUGGAUUGGUUUCAUACACACCUUUUCCCCAGCUAGACAGUUGGGUUUUUGGUCCUGAUAAGGAGAUAAGCACAUUUGAGGAGGGAGCCCUGAGCUCUGCUGCCUGGGGCUUUGUGCCUUGUGUCGUUUCCGUCCCCGCUCCCAGGCAGUCGCCUCCCAUCUCCCUUUUCCCAGCUUUCCAAAGGAAAGAGGCUUUGCUUUUCAACCAGGGGACUGCUUUACAUAUGUAGGCAGCUGAUAAAGUAUUUUCACUUCA